Williopsis jadinii is the source of this 2382-nucleotide messenger RNA. RefSeq names its product small subunit rRNA maturation protein TSR1 (gene TSR1). The transcript has a single exon. The record is from RefSeq and is a predicted model, not a curated record. Gene Ontology annotation, cellular component: nucleus; preribosome, small subunit precursor. Bases 37 to 2334 code for a protein of 765 amino acids. Gene Ontology annotation, biological process: endonucleolytic cleavage of tricistronic rRNA transcript (SSU-rRNA, 5.8S rRNA, LSU-rRNA); maturation of SSU-rRNA from tricistronic rRNA transcript (SSU-rRNA, 5.8S rRNA, LSU-rRNA); ribosome biogenesis. Gene Ontology annotation, molecular function: GTP binding; U3 snoRNA binding; GTPase activity. NCBI's taxonomy places the organism in Eukaryota, Fungi, Ascomycota, Saccharomycetes, Phaffomycetales, Wickerhamomycetaceae.
AAGACAUUGACUCUACAAGCUCGUUAGCUAACUACAAUGGCUGGUCAUUCGCAUAGAUCAACCGUUAAGAACGGUCACAAACCAUUCAAGUCAAAACACGCAUCGAAGGGCUCAAUAAAGGCGAGAUAUAAGGGUAAAAUUGAAAAGACAUCUAGUGUUCAAAAGGUCAAAAAGGGACACUCCAAACUUGAAAGAAAGAAUUUGGCCAGACAAUUGAGAGAUCAGAAGAUUCUCCAAACGUCAGAGAGUAGGAAACUAUUUGAGGGAUCUAAUGGUGCGGAAAAAAUCAUCACUGUGAUUCCAUUGACUGAGGAUGUGUCUGCAGAGUCAAUCGUAAAUGAGUUGAUCGAUGCUGCUGCUUUGCCAGGACAAGAUAAGUCCAUGAUCCAAUCACCUUCCGUUACCUCAGUAAAGAUCCAAAAGUUCAAAAGUAACUUAAAGUUCAUCAUCCCUGAUUUUAACGAUUUCAUCUCCAUCUUGGACGCUGCUAAGGUGGCUGACUUUGUCGUUUUCGGUCUCUCUGGUACAUCUGAAGUGGAACAGGAAUAUGGUGAACAGAUCAUCAGAGCCUUAGAACUACAAGGUAUUGGCUACACAAUGGGCGUGGUGAACAACCUGUCUAAAGUUCAUCCAAAGGAGAAAUUCCAGGCAGAUGUCAAACAGUCUCUUGAGAGUUAUUUCAAACAUUUCUUCCCAACUGAAGAAAAGAUCUACAAUUUGGAAAAUGCGUCCGAUUCAUUGAUAGCAAUCAGAACGUUGUGCCAGAAGUUCCCCAAAUCAAUAACAUGGAGAGAUUCCAGAGGCUGGUUAGUUGCUGACCAAGUCUCAUGGGAACCUACAAAUCCAGCUGUGUCUCAUGAAGGUUUGGUUAAAGUGGAAGGUAUUGUUAGAGGUAUUGGUUUCAACGCAAACAGAUUGAUUCACAUUCCAGGUCAAGGAGAUUUCCAAAUUGAACGUAUCGAGAAGAUUACGAGAUCCGAAGUUGAAGGAUUCACUCCUAAUGAAAACCAGGAGUCGCUGGAGGAAUUGGCUCCUCAGGAAAUGGAUAUGGAGGAUUGGGAAGAUGAAGAACAUCAAAAUUACAACCCAGAUGCUAUCAGAUAUGAUGAUGACUAUGAGUAUGUUCCUGAACAGCCAAAGAAGCUCAAGCUGAACUUGCCAGAAGGUACCUCUGAUUACCAAGCCAGAUGGUUCCUCGAGGAUGAUAUUGUUGAAGGUGAAGAUGAUGAUGAUGAGAGUGACGAUCAAAUGGAUGAAGAUGGGAUGGAUGACGACAAUAUGGAUGACGACGUCUAUUCAGAGCAAGGCCAAGAUCCACAAGAUUUACAAAGUGAAAUGUUUGUUGAGCUCAAUGCUGAAGAGGAGGAACGUCAACUGCAGAUGUUCCGUGAUAAGGAGGAGGAAGAUCGUGAAUUCCCUGAUGAACUCGAAUUGCUUCCUACUGAGUCUGGUAAGGAGAGACUCAAGAGAUACAGAGGUUUGAAGAGUCUAUAUAACGCUACAUGGGAUUGUGAUGAAUACGAUCCAAGAUCGCCUAGCGAAUGGAGAAGACUCUUACGUAUCUCAAACUUCAAGGCUACGAAAAACAAGAUCCUCAAGUCAUCUAUCGGCGAGGCCCAAGCAGUCGCUGGUUCCAGGGUUAGAAUCUACCUAAAGGCACCAGAGUUUAUCGUGUCAAAAUUCCCAAACCCAUCAGUGGCACCGUUCAUCAUCUAUGGAUUGCUCGAACACGAACAUAAGCUUGCUGUUGUGAACUUCUCCAUUCAAUCCUGGGAAGAGUACGAUAAGCCAACACCAUCAAAGGAAACCAUGAUUGUCCAGUACGGCCCAAGACGUCAAGUCAUUAAGCCUGUGUUUUCCGACGCAUCAAACACUCCAAACAAUGUUCACAAGUAUGAAAGAUUCUUGCACAAGGAUGCUCUCUGUGUUGCAACAGCUAUUGCACCAGUGACAUUCACUAACGCACCUGCCAUCUUCUUCAAACAGACCUCUGAAUCUCCAAGAAAGAUCGAAUUCAUUGGCCAUGGUUCUUUCCUCAAUGCAGAACAUCAGAGAGUUUUGGCUAAGCGUGCUGUCAUCACUGGUCACGCCGUGAAGAUCCACAAGAGAGUCAUCACAGUGCGUUACAUGUUCUUCAACGAGCACGAUAUCCAGUACUUCAAGUCUGUCCCACUCUUUACAAAAUCUGGGAGAUCAGGUUUCAUCAAGGACAGUCUGGGUACACACGGUUACUUCAAGGCAAACUUUGACGGUAAGAUCAGUUCACAGGAUGUUAUUGCAAUGGCCCUCUACAAACGUGUCUGGCCAAAAUCAUCGGUCAUGUGGGCACGUUGAUCCUCUAAUAUUACACUUAAAUAUAUAUAAUGGCUCCGCAAUCUGACA